AUGGCGUCAUCCAUCCCCAUAUUUAAAACAUUAAUUUCAGUUGAACAUUUUCGGGUGCUUGUCAAUGAUCAUUUUCAAAAACAAAUUAGCGAAGAUCAACAAUAUGAUCGACGUGAUAUUCAACGUUUUAAUCACAUCGAUGAAUAUACAUUGAUGUUUAUUCAACACGGACAGUUUGGUACAAAUUUUGAUAAAAAUCGAGCAUUUCACAUUUUCGAUGCAGCAAUGACAUGGAGAAAAGCGAAUAAUGUUUACGAUGUUUCAACAAAUGAAUUUCCUGCCGAUUAUUUCGAUCGUAAUGCAAUUUAUUUCAAAAAUCAUGACAGGCAUAAUCAUCGACUACUGCAUUUUGUUGUUCGAACAUUUAAUAAAGGUCAAGAAGAUAAUGAAGCUGUGAAACGUUUUAUGAUAUAUAAUUUUGAAAAACAUGUUCGACGUCAUCCCGGUGAAAAAAUUGUUAUUAUUUUCGAUUUAAGUGAAACUGGCCUCAGAAAUCUAGAUUAUGAAUUAGUUAAAUUUAUCAUUGGUUGUGCACAAACUUAUUAUCCAGGCUUAUUAGCAUACAUGAUUGAGUACAACAUGCCAUUUAUUCUGACUGCUGCAUGGAAAAUAAUUCGUUCUUGGUUGCCAAGUGAAGCGGAACAAUUUAUUAAAUUCGUCGAUACAAAGUCAAUCACUCAGUUUGUACGACCCGAUCAACUGUCAGUAGCAAUGGGAGGCACUGAUACAACAAAUUAUGUUCAUAUUCGUGAUCCAAUAAACGAAACUGUUGAAGAUCCAAUGAAUGCAAAUUCUAAGAAAAAAGUUACUUUUGCUGAUACUAAUUCACUUGAUCCAACUCCUUCAUCAUCACCACCCACAGAAUCACCCCUGACAACUGAUAAUGUGCCGAGAUUUGAUUUAUCACCUAGUGAUGAGCUAAUGACUCCUGAAGAAUCUAAUCCUCCCAUAUUGACAUCCGAUUCAUCUCACACAGUGACCAGAAAAUCAAUUCUUCAAAAAGCAACCGUAGUAAAUGGAUAUAUCGGCGAAGAAAAAGUUUAUCAUGGUCUUUCAAUUAGACCAUGCAAUGAAAUGAUCUUUGACCGAUUAGAUUCUUCAUCCAAUGGAACAGCCGAUUGCAUUCAAACAUUAUCAUUAACAAAUGUCGGUGAUAAAAUUUUAACAUUUAAAAUAAAAACAACAUCUCCAGAUAAAUUUCGUGUUAAACCUGGUUGCAGUCUUCUUCAUCCGGGUGCAUCAGCUACUAUAUCGGUUUAUCUCUUAAAAGCUUAUUGUACACCCACAAGUGAUAUAAACAAAGAAAAAUUUUUAAUUAUCUGGACACUAAUUGGUCAUGAGCUAAAACAAGCACAAUUAGUUGAAUUUUGGAAAACUGUACCAAGUUCAGUUCUCUAUGAGCAUAGAUUGAAAUGUGUACUCGGUAAUAAAUCAACAUCUGUUACAUCAAUAAAUCAAUCAAAUGAAACAAAUUCUUUACGUUCAUCUAUAUCGUCGGAUCCGUCAAUUGUUGAAAUGCAAAAUAUAUUAAAAGAUUCUAUUGAAUUACAGAAAACUUCCAUGAUGCAAACAUCAAGAGAACUUAAACAAAUACGAUAUUUUCUUUUGAUAACUUUUGCGUUUUUAUUUCUUAUCCUAUUAUGGGAUGUGUAUAAAUUCUUUUUUCCUUUUUCGUCAUCGUCGUCAUCAUCAUCAUCUGUAAAAAGUGAUUUGUGA
Molecule: messenger RNA, 1716 nt
Organism: Rotaria socialis
Lineage: Eukaryota; Metazoa; Rotifera; Eurotatoria; Philodinida; Philodinidae
Source: the annotation of a GenBank genome assembly